AUGCCGGCGAUUCCAAGGCCAGGAAGUUUAAAAGAUCCUGAAAUAGCUGAACUUUUUGAUAAAGAUGACCCAGAUAAAAUAUUUGAAGACUUACGAGAAAUUGGACAUGGAAGUUUUGGAGCUGUAUAUUAUGCAAGAUGUUCAGCAACCAAAGAGAUAGUUGCCAUCAAAAAAAUGUCCUACUUAGGAAAACAAAGUAUGGAUAAAUGGCAAGACAUAUUAAAAGAAAUAAGGUUUUUAAGGCAUCUCAAACAUCCAAACACAAUACAAUACAAGGGUUGUUUUUUAAGAGAUCACACAGCAUGGUUGGUGAUGGAAUAUUGUCUGGGUUCAGCCUCAGAUAUUAUAGAAGUACACAAAAGACCUCUAAUGGAGGAAGAAAUUGCUGCUAUUUGUGAUGGGGUUUUGAGAGGUCUUAAUUAUCUUCAUUCUUUAGGUCGUAUACAUCGAGAUGUAAAAGCUGGAAACAUCUUACUAACAGAAAAUGGCACAGUAAAACUUGCUGAUUUUGGAUCUGCCAGUACAAAAUGUCCAGCUAACAGUUUUGUAGGUACUCCUUACUGGAUGGCACCUGAAGUUAUAUUGGCUAUGGAUGAAGGGCAAUAUGAUGGAAAAGUUGAUGUUUGGUCACUGGGUAUAACAUGCAUUGAAUUAGCUGAAAGAAAGCCUCCAUAUUUUAACAUGAAUGCAAUGAGUGCCCUUUAUCAUAUUGCACAGAAUGAUACUCCUACCUUACAAUCAUCUGAAUGGACAGACACAUUCCGAUACUUUGUUGAACUGUGUUUACAAAAAAAUCCUUGUGAGCGCCCAUCUUCAUCUAAACUUUUACAACAUCAAUUAAUAACUCGUUCAAGAUCAUCUAAUGUUUUAAUUGAUCUUAUUCAAAGAACGAAAGCUGCUGUUCGUGAUUUAGAUAAUCUCAAUUAUAGAAAAAUGAAAAAAAUUCUUAUGGUGGAUUUGUAUGAAACUGAGAGUAAUGUUGGUGACAAUGAUGAUAAUGCUGAUGAACAUACAGGCGGAGAAAGCAGCAAGAGUAAUAGUAUAACUUCAGAACAUUCAAUACAGUCAAUUGGUGUCAGCGCUUCAUCGCACAGUAGUUCUACCAAUAGUACGCCGAAUAUGAAUGAAAUAACUAAUAUGAGCACAAACGACCACUAUCCAACAGCUAGAAAUCGUCACAAACCAUCUAGUAAUAAUUCUAAUUCUAUUGUAUCCAACGAUCAUGUGGCUAUCGGAGUUCCCAAUAAUUUUGCAACUAUUCGAACAACAUCUAUAGUCACAAAACAACAGAAAGAACAUAUGCAGGAAGAAAUGCAUGAACAAAUGUCUGGCUAUAAACGAAUGAGAAGAGAACACCAGAGUGCAUUAUUAAAACUUGAAGAUAGAUGUAAACUUGAAAUGGAAAGUCAUAAACAGCUCUUGGAUAAAGAAUAUGAAACUUUAUUGCAACAAUUUAGCAAGGAACUAGAAAAAUUACAAAUUAAACAUCAGCAAGAGUUAGAAAAGAAGAUAAAACAGAAUGUUGCAGCUGAAAAGAAAAUAAUGAAAGAAAUAACCAACAGACAAGAAGCAGACCGCAAAGCAUUUGAUACACAAAGAAAAAAAGAUUAUAAAACCAAUAAAGAGCGAUGGAAACGUGAGUUAUUAUUGGAUGAAUCCACACCUAAGCGACAAAAAGAUGCUGCUUUACAAUCUCAAAAAGAAAACCUUAAACAAAUGGAAGCUCAAGAAGAACACAGACUUAUUCGAGGUCAAAAAGAUUAUUUGGAACUUGAAAUUAGGAAAUUUCGUAGAAAAAGGCUAAAUCAAUACCAUUUGUAUGAACAAGGAUUAUUAAGAGAAGAACUUGGGAAAAGACAACAACAGUUGGAAACUGCUCAUUCAAUGUUAUUACGACAUCAUGAAGAUACUAGAAACCUUGAAACAAGACAACAAAGAGCUGUUCAUGCUUUACGCGCUGAUCAAGUAACCAGACAACAUGAAACUGAAUUACAGCACCAACAUGAUUAUUGUGCUCGUGCCCAUCGUGAUUUACGGAAGAGACAUGCAAUGCAGCUACGGCAACAACCUAAAAGUCUCAAACAUAAAGAAAUGCAAAUUAGAAAACAGUUUAGAGAAACGUGUAAAACUCAAACACGACAGUACAAAGUAUUAAAAGCUCAGGUACUGGCAACUACAACCAAAGAAGAACAAAAAACUGUGAUUAAAAAAUUAAAAGAAGAACAACGAAGAAAAUUAGCAUUACUCGGAGAACAAUAUGAACAAAGUAUUUCUGAAAUGUUACAAAAACAAUCUAUACGACUCGACGAAUCACAAGAAGUUGAGUGCCAUGUGCUUAAAGAACGUUUAAGAUAUGAACUUGAAAUAUUAAUAGCAUAUCAAUCAAAGAAUAAGAUGCAAGCAGAUGCUCAAAGAAAUCGUGAGAAAAAAGAAUUAGAAGAUCGUAUUUCAGUUCGAAGAUCAUUACUAGAGCAAAAGAUGGAAAUGGAAACAAAACAAUUUCUACAAGAGCGUGGGGAACGUAUUCGUCUUCUCCGUGAAAAACAAGAAAGAGAACUAGAACAGUUUGACGAAGAGUCAGCCCGUUUGGGUUUUAGUGCCUUAGCAAUUGCCGAAGCAUCGAGUCUUGAACAGGAUAGUUUGUCUGGCAGUGUGCUUAGCCUAGCUCGUAGCAACAGUACUAACUCAUUUCAUGACGGAAAUCUAUAG
Macrosiphum euphorbiae (potato aphid) is the source of this 2709-nucleotide messenger RNA. NCBI's taxonomy places the organism in Eukaryota, Metazoa, Arthropoda, Insecta, Hemiptera, Aphididae. The record is from the annotation of a GenBank genome assembly.